Molecule: messenger RNA, 738 nt
Organism: Colletotrichum acutatum
Lineage: Eukaryota; Fungi; Ascomycota; Sordariomycetes; Glomerellales; Glomerellaceae
Exons: 3
Coding region: 1-738 (245 amino acids)
Biological process (GO): iron-sulfur cluster assembly
Cellular component (GO): mitochondrion; cytoplasm
Molecular function (GO): 2 iron, 2 sulfur cluster binding
Source: RefSeq, a predicted model, not a curated record
AUGAAUGCACCGAGGAUACUCAGCAGAGUGGCGUUCCGCCGCUCCUGCAUGGCAUUGCAGUGCGCCUCUGCUCGUCGCGCCUACGGCAGCCCGUCUUUCCAGUCAUACCCUCUCUACUCAAACAACACACUCCCUCCGGCGAGAGGCGACGGCAUCCCCGAGAGCUCCAUCGCAUCGCCGGAUGCUCUACCGAAGGUCAACGAGACGAGACCCCCCAAGAUCCCCUCGCAAAUGACGACAGCCCACCAACAAUCCUCGACACCGAGCACACCUUCCUCUUCUUCCUCCGCCACACAGUCCUCGACGACCAAGACAACAACAGCAGCGACCACAUCCGCAGCAGCCAAGAUUUCCGAACAAGCGGCUCAAACCCCCAAGCCAGCCGCCCGUCCGAAGCGCACGCUCCGCGCCCGAAAGGCGGCGAUGAAGCUUAGCCCCGCGGCGGUAGAGCAGCUGCGCGCGAUGCUUGACCAGCCGGAGCCGAAGCUGAUCAAGGUCGGCGUGCGGAACAGGGGGUGCUCGGGCCUGGCGUAUCACCUCGAGUACGUCGAGAAGCCGGGGAGCUUCGACGAGGAGGUGGUGCAGGAUGGUGUCAAGGUGUUGAUUGACAGCAAGGCGCUGUUCAGCAUUAUUGGCAGCGAGAUGGAUUGGGUUGAGGACAAGCUGAGCCAGCGGUUUGUGUUUAAGAACCCGAACAUCAAGGAGCAGUGUGGUUGCGGCGAGUCUUUCAUGGUUUGA